AUGAGAUUAGUAGGAAGCAACGAGCAUGAAGAAAUGUGGCGAAAAUCCGCUGUACAUGAAACACACAUUAAUCAUAAAAAAACGUCGAUAGACAGUGAUUCUGAUCGUGAUGCUUAUUAUGCUGCUCGUCGAACAUCUGUUGCUGUUGCUGCUAUAGAUACAGGUUAUCUUGAUCGUGACAUUUACGUUCGUGAUUACAAUACUGAUGAAUAA
Rotaria sp. Silwood1 is the source of this 213-nucleotide messenger RNA. NCBI's taxonomy places the organism in Eukaryota, Metazoa, Rotifera, Eurotatoria, Philodinida, Philodinidae. The record is from the annotation of a GenBank genome assembly.